Argiope bruennichi is the source of this 3804-nucleotide messenger RNA. RefSeq names its product membrane-associated transporter protein-like. Gene Ontology annotation, cellular component: membrane. NCBI's taxonomy places the organism in Eukaryota, Metazoa, Arthropoda, Arachnida, Araneae, Araneidae. Bases 202 to 2427 code for a protein of 741 amino acids. The transcript is spliced from 5 exons. The record is from RefSeq and is a predicted model, not a curated record. Gene Ontology annotation, molecular function: sucrose:proton symporter activity.
GUGUCUGCUGAAUCAAGAAAUACGGCGUAAGCAUUGACAAAUAUUUUUUCUGACGCCUUAAUGGCUUAAAUGUUCUCUUUUCCCAAAUAUUGCACAUUUAUUCCACCGGCACCUUGCAGUUUAAAUCUGUUCGGUAAACGUUAAGUUGAUAUCGAGUUGGAUGCAUUAGAUUGAUUUUUUUUACAUUAUUUUGUCAAAAAAAUGGAUCCUAAAGCGGAAGUAGGCAAAACAAAUGAGUCACAACAAGCAGCUGAAAAUGGUGAACCUCUAGAAGAAGACGACAUGCACAAAACUUCACCAUACGUUAGAACUGUUGUGGCUAUACACACCUUGAGAGACAGAGCCAAAGAGGCGGUAGAUUCUCUGAAUGAAAAAGGACUUGCUGAAAGAGUCAGUGAAAGCUGGGACAAAACACAGGCGGCAGUCACGAACCAAACAAGGAAACUUUUCAAGCAUCCGGAUGACAUCAAACUAGACCACAUUCCUCAAAAGUAUGGAUACGUCUUCCGCCCUAAGAGCUUUUGGGAGCUAGUUCUCCUAAGCGGGACGGUAUGCGGCAUUGAGUUUUGCUAUUCUGCUGAAACAGCAUUUGUAACACCAAUCCUUCUUAGCCUUGGAUUGAACAUCAAAUUCGUCACAAUGAUUUGGUGUCUGAGUCCUCUUAUAGGGCUGGUUUUCACUCCAAUCCUUGGAUCUAUGAGUGACAGCUGCGAAUCUCGGAUGGGACGAAGAAGACCUUUCAUUCUUUUGUACUCCAUUGGAAUUCUGUUGGGCCUCGUUCUCGUUCCAAACGGGCAUACGAUAGGCUUAGCUUUAGGGGACACCUAUAACGUUCGAAAUAGUCUUCCAGUACCAAACAGCAUCACUGCCUUCAACGACACUCAUGUCAUUUUAAGCAAUAUGAAUGAUUUGAGUCCCUCAGAAUUAGAAAGCAUGGCAUACACACAGUUACCUGAUUCUAUGACAACAGCAAAUAUAUUGGAUUUGAUUAAAUUAUCAGAUUCUGCAGAAAAUUCUGAAACCUCAAAUAAAACAUUGAAACUAGAAUCAGAUGCAGGUUCUGAAGCUAAAAUAAGACGAAAGAGAAGUAUUGUUCCAAUAGCAGAAGUGACCAAUACAGAAGAAACCGGCAGUAUUUUCGAAGGCCAUGUUCAACCAUGGAGUAUUGCUUUCACAGUCAUUGGCACUAUGUUGUUAGAUUUUUGUUCUGAUGCUUGUCAAUCUCCAUCUCGAACAUAUCUACUGGAUGUUUCUUUACCUACUGACCAUGCAGCAGGUCUCAGUACCUUCACUCUGAUGGCCGGAUUAGGUGGAUCCAUGGGUUAUAUGAUGGGUGCCAUCCAUUGGGAAGCGACAUUCUUAGGCAAAUUCCUCGGUGGUCAAGUAAACACUGUAUUCACUAUUGUCACAGUCAUCUUUAUAAUUUGUCUCAUAUCGACUCUGUGUAGCUUUCCGGAAAUUCCGUUACCAGUUCUGCAAGAUCCGAAGAUGUUAAACGAAUACCAAGAAAAAAUACAUGCAGGAGAUCGACCUGAUAUCAAAGAAAUGAUAGCGCUUGAAAACAAGCCUCCUCCAAUUUAUGGUUCAACGUCUGAAAAUAAUGGAUUCAGUAAUAUUGCUGAAGAUCAAGUCUCUACGUCAAAAUCUUUGGACAGCUUGGCGAGUGUUGCUAAACCUGAAAUUAAAACAAGAAAGGACUCGGCAAUCAGCAUUGUAGCAUCCAUAGUUGCAGCCGAGGAACAUCCAAGUCUGAAAGACUUUUUGAAAUCCUUAUUCAGCAUGCCUAAGUCUCUGAAAAUCUUGUGCCUCACCAACCUGUUCUGCUGGAUGUCUCUGGUCAGCUACUCUCUGUACUUCACGGACUUUGUGGCCCAGUGCGUCUUUGGAGGCGAUCCACAAGCCCCCGAGGACUCUGAAGAAUAUCAACUCUACAUAGAAGGAGUGCAAUUUGGCUGUUGGGGGAUGGCCCUAUAUUCGCUGUCCUGUGCAGUUUACUCCUAUUUCAUCGACGGUCUUGUCAAAAAAAUUGGUGCCAAGCCCACUUACAUCGGAGGGCAGUUGGUGUAUUGUUUAGGAAUGAUCGCCAUGGCAAUAUGUAGGCAUAAAAUAGCUGUUAUCUUGCUGUCACCCGCAGCAGGCAUUAUGUACGCCACUCUUUUCACCAUGCCUUAUAUUCUGAUUGCUCAUUACCACUGCACUAAUACGUUCUCUAGCGAGAAGAAAGGCGUAAUUGGAGGUGUCCGAGGCAUCGGAACAGAUGUAGCUGCCGUCAGUAGCAUGGUUUUCCUUUCCCAAUUUACUUUAUCCGUGUGUAUGGGAAGCAUUGUGGAGUUGGUGGGUUCAAAAGUGGCCACGGUGUGCGCUGCAGCUCUCCUCAGCGGUUGUGGAGCUAUAUCUGCAACACAAGUUCUUUAUCUUGACAUAUGAGUUUCAACUCAUUUCUAGAACCACCAAAUUAUUUUAUUUUUGCUCAAGUCAAAUGACUAUCUAUUUAUGAACCAUUAUAAAAGAGUUGUUCAAAAGAAUUACCUCGAUUGCAAUGGCUGUACCUUCUUUAUAAUAACAAAAGAAAGAAGAAAAUUGAACAAAAAAUAUAAGAAAGUUUAAAGUUUAGUUUACGUAUAUAAUAAUUGUCAUUUGCCAUUUCACUUGAUCUAUAUGGUAGCAUAUUUUGCUGCCAUGCGAAGUGUUCUCAUCAGGUAUCGUCAGUUCGGUCGGUAAUAUAUUAAAAUAGAGACUGUACAUUUUAAUGAAAUGGGGGUACAAAAAGUAAUUUCAGAAGAUUAAGAGAGACACGUGGAGAACAUGCAUUCAGCUAUAAAGCUAUCUUUAAUAGCCGGAAACAUGCUCUCUGAGUAAAGCUUGAGACGGAAUAUUCCAUGAAUGGUGUUAUUGUGACCAAGAGAAGACACAUAGAGCAAUUUUUCUGUGUGCAAUAUAUGUAUAUUCAUCUUUUUAUUCACAUGUGGGCAGUUAUUACGCACCCAAAUAAAACUUUAAGCUACCUUAUGGCAUUGAGGUCAAAAAUCAUUUUGUAUCUUUAUUUAUGAGAAAGUUAUAACCAUUUGCUAUAGAUGCGAUUAUUUUGAAUUACCCCAUAUUUUACAAUGGCGAAGUAAUUACGAUAUGAUGAUGGUAAUUGUGUGCAUUCGCUAGAGCAAAUGCUACGGCUCUUUUGUUUUAAUUUUGGAAUUUCUAGAACUUUUAUAAAUGUCGGUUAGUUGUAGUGAAUAUAACAUCGUAUUUAAAAACCUUAUCCGUAUUAUUAAUUUUACCACUAAAUACAUCGUGAGAGUUAAAAAAAAAUCGGACACCAUGAUAGAUUAAAAUACUAAUUUCUUGAGUUUUGUUGUAUUCAUAAAUUCAUUUAUUAUUAUUGGUUAGAUCAAUUAAGAAGGUAAGGUAACAAAUAAAAGCUCUUAAUAUAUUGUCGUUUAUUCAUAUGUGUGUACUAUAAUUCUUAUUUAUGUAACAUUUGUAUCUAUUACAUAAACAUUAUGAAUAUUUAUUAUUCAAUGUAGGCAUUAAAAUAGACAUCUGUAUAUAAAUUCUAAAAAUAUUUAUAAAUGAUUUAUAUGUAUCCUUAUAUAUAAUGAAUAUUUUUCCUUCAGAGCAAAAACCCAUUAAAUAACUACAACCUGCAUAAAAUAAUUGUUGAAUAUCUCUGAGAAACUAUGUAGCGAGUUAUAUCACAAAUAUAGUUUUUGAAGAAUACAUUCAUAUGUGCUUCUAAUAUUUGCUGCAAACAUAUUAUGUAAACCAUUUCUUUUGUGUAGUAUUGGCUGUUACCUAUAAAGUGUAUAU